AAAACAUUCAGUAUGGUGAAUAUCCACCUGAUAUGCAACAAGUUUUGGGAGCAGCAAUUAAUUUGGAAGAGCUGCAAACGAAAGUAACCGCAGUAGAAGAGCGGAUAGAACAAAUUGCAGAAUCUAACAAAGAAAUGCUGCGAAUGAGAGCCGAAGAAGCAAUCGCUAAUGAAGAGAAAAUGGCUGAAACAGAAGCUAUUAUCGAAAAUCUUUCUUUAUACAUGGAUACAGCAAAAGAAAAAAUGUCAGACUUUUACGAAUUGUUAAAUGUUUUAAAUAAAAAAUUGUAUAAUUUAACAGAGACCGUUACGGAAAUUGCAAAAAUUCAGGACGACAUGACGGAGGAGGGUAGAAAAAAUCUUCAAGAUGUUGAAGAUCAAUUGAAAGAAAUUUUUAAAGAAUUGAAAAAGCUUUCGAUUAUAAAUGAUAUACAAGUUCAUGUGGAAGAAAUUCGAAAUUAUAAAGCAGACAGAAGUGAAAUGAUAGAAGAACUUGAAAAAAAAGCCGAUAAGACACAACUAGACGAAAAAGUCAAUAAAUCGGAAUAUUUAACUUCCUGUGAAGAAAUAAAUUCAGGUUUCAACGACAUAAUCGCUAAAAUUUCUGGUCAAGAGCAAACAUUGGAAAGAACAGUACAAGAUUUAACUGUACUUGUGAACCAGAAACUCGAAAGAAAGGAAUUGGAUAAUUAUAAAGAAAAUCUGAAAGAACGACUGAAGACGAUUGUUACGAAAUUGAAGCAAUUGAAAGAAGCAGUAGAAGAAGGACCAAGUGCUGCGGGCGUUAAGCUACGGUGCAUAUCUUGCGAUAGACCACUAAGACCGAAUGAGAGAAAUGUUGUAAUAAGCGAUGGUAGCCAUAAUGCAACGAUGCCAAAACGCAUCGGAGAUCAAUUACUAGAAUGCCAAGGAUUUUUACCUCCUUUGCAAUACGCUGAUAGAUCAAAUCGUUCAGUCGGAGGUUUACAUACUCUUACAACUCCGCCGUUAUACUUGAGGAAAGCAUCGACUGUUACAUCACAAUCGACAAAAAUUUGGGAAGAAGUACCUUUACAAGGAUCGGAUGGAAGAAUAUAUCGUGGUUAUUUAGAAAAAUCAGAACGUGUUCGUGUUUAAUUAAAUAACGUAUUGCUUUUU
This is a messenger RNA of Centruroides sculpturatus (bark scorpion), 1136 nucleotides long. RefSeq lists its product as uncharacterized. The transcript is spliced from 11 exons. The annotation marks the transcript as partial. The record is from RefSeq and is a predicted model, not a curated record. NCBI's taxonomy places the organism in Eukaryota, Metazoa, Arthropoda, Arachnida, Scorpiones, Buthidae.